AUGUGUGGCAUCCUCUUGAUUGCCACCGGCCUAGAUGUGUUGGACGCCGGCUCUGGCGAAGCCCACAGCGGCCCAGAGGCCGCUUGUCCCGCGCCAGCAGACUUUGAAGAGGGGCUGAGGUGUCGCGGGCCAGAUUUACAGGGCUGCCACACGGUGCACUGCGGUGCCGCCGUGCUGCGCUGCCACGGCUCGCUGCUGCAGCUGCGGGGCGCAGCACCCAGCCGCAGCCCGCUGUUGGACGGCGCCACCGGCGGCGUGCUGCUCUUCAACGGACAGCUGUUCCCGGGCAGCGGGCUGGAGGUGCCUCCCCUGGCCAACGAUGCCCAGCUGCUGCUCCAGGCGCUGAGCCAGGCUGCAGGGGACGAGGUGCCCCGGCUGCUGACGGGGCUGCGGGGCCCCUGGGCGCUGGUGUUCUGGCAGGCUGCGGAGCGCACGCUGUGGUUUGGGCGGGACGCCAUCGGCCGCCGCAGCCUGCUGCUGCACCUCCCCCGGCCAGAGGACGGCCGCUUCAUGCUCAGCUCGUCGGCACCGCUGAAUCCAGCGGUACCGUUUCGCGGUUUUGUGGAGCUGCCGCCCGGCAUCUGCAGCCUGCAGCUGCCCCCCCCAGCUGCCGCUGGUGACGGCGGCAGCCGCAGCGGCCGGGCAGCAGCUCGCUAUGACCGCCACGAGUGGACAGAUCCCGGGAUGCGGCGGCUGGCAGAGUUCAAGCGGGCGCCAGAGCUUGUGGAGCCACCCCUGGGCUUCCCGCUGCCAUCGGCAGCAGCCGGAGAUGGGCGUGCAGCAGCGACGGCAGGGCAGGCAGGCGCAGCAGCAGCUGCCGGCGGCGGGCCUCCAUUGGGGGUGGUGUGCGAUGAAGGCGAGGAGCAGCGGGCAUUUGAGCUGACGGUGGAUGCCGUGAUGGCGGCGCUGCGGCAGGCGGUGGCAACCCGCUGCGGAAGCAUCGAGGAGCGGCAGCAGCAGUCGCCUGUGGCGGCAGCGGGCGGCAGCGGCCUACGCGGGGGCCUGCAGGCGCACGGGGAGGCCCGCCAGCUGCUGCAGGGCCUGCAGUUCGGCAGCGCCCGCACUGGCGCCAGCGGGCCAGCCGACAGCGGCUGCCCAGCCGGCGCAGCGUCGCCGGCCGCGCCGCUGGCGCCGCCGCUGCUGCUGCUGCCGCCCGCCCCACUGCUCAUCCUGUUCAGCGGCGGCGUCGACUCCUCCCUGCUGGCGGCGCUUGCCCACGAGGCGCUGCCACCGGGAGCCCCCAUCGACCUCGCCUCCAUCUGCUUUGACGGCGGCACCUCGCCCGACCGCCGGGCGGCGCUGGAUGCCCUGCAGGAGCUGCGGGCGGCGGCUCCUGGGCGCACCUGGCGCCUGAUCCAGGUGGACUGCCGCCUGGCGGAUGUGGAGGCGGCGCGGGGCCGCCUGCUGCGCCUGCUGGCCCCCGCCGACACGGUCAUGGAUCUCAACAUUGGGGCCGCGCUGUGGCUGGCGGCGCGGGGAGAGGGGGUGCUGUCGCAGCCAGAGGGUGGCGAGCAGCAGCAGCAGCAUGAGGAGGAGCGGCAGGAGGAGCAGCAGCAGCAGCAGCAGCGGGAUGCGCCGCCGAAGAGCGAGGCGGCAUGGGGAGGGCAGCAGCAGCAGGGGGCGCACCAGCCUGCCCCUGCCGCGCAGCAGCCCGAGGCGGCGGCCGCGGGCUGCCGCCAGCGCUGCCGCUCCGCGGCGCGCGUGGUGCUGCUGGGGCACGGCGCCGACGAGCUGUGCGGCGGGUAUGGGCGGCACCGCACCGCCUUCCGCGCCCGCGGGUGGGUGGGGCUGGAGGAGGAGCUGAGGCUGGACCUGGGCCGCCUCUGGCUGCGCAACCUGGGGCGCGACGACCGAUUGGUGGCAGACCACGGCAGGGAAGCGCGGCACCCGUUCCUCGACGAAGGGCUGGUGGGCGCGGUGCUGGGCGCGCCGCUGUGGCACGUCGCCGACCUCCGCCUGCCGCCCGGCCGCGGCGACAAGCGCGUGCUGCGCGCCUGCCUGCGCCGGCUGGGCCUGCCGCGCGCCGCGGAGCGGGUCAAGCGAGCCAUCCAGUUUGGCAGCCGGCUGGCGGCCCAAACCAACGCGCGUGACUUUGGCGGCACGCGGCGCGCCAACCAGCGGCAGGCGGGGUCGCUGCGCCUGGCGGAUGUGGCGGCGGCGGGGGCAGCGCAGCAAGCCGGCUGA
Chlorella variabilis is the source of this 2184-nucleotide messenger RNA. RefSeq lists its product as hypothetical. Lineage: Eukaryota; Viridiplantae; Chlorophyta; Trebouxiophyceae; Chlorellales; Chlorellaceae. Gene Ontology annotation, molecular function: asparagine synthase (glutamine-hydrolyzing) activity. The transcript is spliced from 5 exons. Bases 1 to 2184 code for a protein of 727 amino acids. The record is from RefSeq and is a predicted model, not a curated record.